AUGAGCGGCAAGGGCGUGCAGAAGCAGCGGCAGAAGCGCAAGUCGCUGGCCGAGGACUAUGGCGGCUCCGUGGGCGAGGACCUGCUCGAGUACAUGGAGAGCGAGGAGGCCCCGGGCGGCGUGCAGCAGUCGGUGGACAGCGUGGGCGCCUCCAGCAACUUGUCGCGCCGCAUCCAGAACCGCCUGCAGAAGCUGAACGAGGUGGCGCAGUCCGCGGGCGGGGACGGAGACGCCUCUGGCUACUACGACUUCUCCACGCUCGACAUGAAGCCCGACCACGAGGCGCGGCCCGUGUGGGUCUGCCCCAACGGCCGCAUCUUCCUCGAGGCCUUCUCGCCCAUCUACAAGCAGGCCUACGACUUCCUCGUGGCCAUCUCGGAGCCCGUGUCCCGCCCCGAGUUCCUGCACGAGUACAAGCUCACCCCGUACUCGCUCUACGCCGCCGUGUCCGUGGCCAUCGAGACCGAGAGCAUCCUCAAGGUGCUGGAGCGCCUCUCCAAGAACCGCCUGCCCGCGGGCAUCGUGGCCUUCAUCAAGGACUGCACGCUCAGCUACGGCAAGGCCAAGCUGGUGCUGCACCACAACGAGUUCUACGUCGAGAGCCUGUACCCCGAGGUGCUGCGGAAGCUGCUCGAGCACGAGCACAUCCGCGCGGCUCGCGUGAAGGAGACGGCGGAGGAUGUGGCCGCCAACGCGGCCGCUGCGCCCCCGGCGGCGCCUGGCGGGCCGAGAGCCGAGGACGCGAGUGAGUUCAUUCAGAAGGACGUGUCAGCGGAGGACCAGGCGAAUCUGCAGUACCAGAAGCUGCUGAACGAAGACUACAACGUGGCGGAGGAGCACCACCCUGGCAAACCGUCCGGCGACCAGCAGAAGACAGUGCGCACAGUGUCGUUCAAGAUCCGAAAGACGAUGGUGGAGCAGGUGAAGCGCGCGUGUCUGGAUCUCGACUACCCGCUCAUGGAGGAGUACGACUUCCGCAAUGACAAGACAAUCCCGGAUCUGGAGAUGGAUCUUAAGCCCACGACGCGCAUCCGAGAGUACCAGGAGAAGUCGCUAAGCAAGAUGUUCGGUAAUGGCCGUGCUCGAUCGGGGAUUAUUGUGCUGCCCUGCGGUGCAGGCAAAACGCUGACGGGCGUCACGGCAGCUUCCACCAUCAAGAAGUCGUGCUUGUGUCUGUGCACGUCUGCUGUGUCAGUGGAGCAGUGGACCGCGCAGUUCAAAAUGUGGACGAACAUCCCAGAGAAGAAGAUUGCCCGCUUUACGUCGGUGGCCAAGGAUUACAUCGACCCCGACUCUGGUGUCAUUGUGACAACCUACACAAUGGUAGCGUUCGGUGGGCGCCGCGCUCGCGCCUCAGAGGAGGUCAUGCAGCUCAUUCAAGGUCGCGAGUGGGGGUGCAUCCUUCUGGACGAGGUGCACGUCGUGCCUGCAAAGAUGUUCCGCAAAGUCAUCGGCUCGAUUGCUUGCCACUGCAAGCUGGGUCUAACAGCGACGCUUGUGCGCGAGGACGACUUGAUCGGCGACCUGAACUUCCUCAUUGGUCCGAAGCUGUAUGAAGCCAACUGGAUGGAUCUGACCCAGAGCGGAUUCUUGGCCAAUGUGUCGUGCGUGGAGGUGUGGUGCCCCAUGACCGGCGAGUUCUACCGAGAAUAUCUCCGCGAGACCAAGAGCGCCCGUAAGCGCGCACUUCUGUACGUGGCGAACCCGAACAAGUUCACUGCCGCGGAGUUCCUCAUCCAGUAUCAUGAGGAGCGAGGCGACAAGAUUCUGCUCUUCUCGGACGACGUAUUUGCCCUGCGGCUGUACGCGACCAAGCUGAACAAGGGUUACAUCUACGGCGGCACAGGAGAGCGCGAGCGCAUGCGCCUGCUGCAGUCCUUCCGGAGCUCACCUUUGGUGAACGUCAUUUGCAUCUCCAAGGUCGGCGACACAUCUAUCGACCUGCCGGAGGCCAACGUGAUCAUCCAAGUGUCUUCCCACUUCGGCUCGCGUCGACAGGAGGCGCAGCGCCUCGGACGUAUUCUGCGCCCCAAGGCGAACGCCACGGGCGGCUUCAACGCCUUCUUCUACACGCUCAUUUCGACGGACACGCACGAAAUGUUCUACUCGAACAAACGCCAGCAGUACCUCGUGGACCAGGGCUACACGUUCAAGGUGGUGACGGACCUCUUCGAGCCCGGGUCGUUCCAGGGCGUGUUCACGCGGAAGGAGGACCAGCGCGCGCUGCUGAACGAGGUGCUCAGCGCCGACGUGGAGAGUGCCGCCAAGGACGAGAACGCCGCCAUCCGCGACGACGAAGACCUGUCGCGUCUCGAGCUCUCGGGCCACGGCCGCAAGAAGAAGAAGCUGGCGUCGCUCGGGGCGCUCUCCGGCGCGGACGGCACCAAGUACAUGGAGUACUCGGCCGGCCACGGCGCGAAGCAGCGCCACAACCUAUUCCGCGACCGGUAUCGCUAGGCGAGCCGCACAAGUGCAAGCGCGCGCUGCGUCCUGGCAACUUUCGCUGCAAUAAUAAAUGGAUCGUUCAUACUUC
Phytophthora sojae is the source of this 2533-nucleotide messenger RNA. RefSeq lists its product as hypothetical. NCBI's taxonomy places the organism in Eukaryota, Oomycota, Peronosporomycetes, Peronosporales, Peronosporaceae. Gene Ontology annotation, cellular component: transcription preinitiation complex; transcription factor TFIIH holo complex; nucleotide-excision repair factor 3 complex. The transcript has a single exon. Gene Ontology annotation, molecular function: hydrolase activity; ATP binding; DNA binding. The record is from RefSeq and is a predicted model, not a curated record. Gene Ontology annotation, biological process: nucleotide-excision repair; transcription initiation at RNA polymerase II promoter. The coding region runs from base 1 to 2457 and encodes 818 amino acids.